CACGAGACGGCGGGAGGAGGCGGGUCUCCCCGCGGGGCAUUGUGGGGGUUGUGGUCCCGGUGGGCUGGGCCAUGUGCGCGGGGCGCAGCUUCUCAGCCCGGCUGCGGCGGCCGAGCGGGGCCCGAGCACCAACAGAGACCUGCCCAAGAAAUCUCCAGAGGGGAAGGAAAGUGGGAAUUGCCUAUGAGCCUACAGAGGGAAAUGGGGCAGCAGAGGCCCCCGAACCCAAGAAACAGAAAUGGGAACCGGCCAACUGGGAGCAGCAGCUGGCUAACAUCCGGGAGAUGCGGAGAGAGAGGGAUGCUCCGGUCGACCAGAUGGGAGCCAGUGCAUGCUUUGAUAGGGAGGCCCCUCCAGAGGUGAAGCGCUACCAGAUUCUGCUGUCGCUCAUGCUCUCCAGCCAGACGAGAGACCAGGUGACCUUCGCAGCCAUGAUGCGUCUGCGGAAGCACGGCCUGACGGUGGACCAGAUCUUGGAGACUGACGAGGAGGCACUGGGCCGGCUCAUUUAUCCCGUCGGCUUUUGGAGGAACAAGGCGCGAUAUGUCCAGCAAACUACAGCAAUCCUGAAGCGGGACUAUGCCGGCGACAUCCCACAAACUGUGGCCGAGUUGGUGAAGUUGCCUGGGGUCGGUCCGAAGAUGGCCCACCUGGUGAUGGACAUUGCCUGGAAGAAAGCCUCGGGAAUUGGUGUGGACACACACGUUCAUCGAAUUUGCAACAGGUUAAAGUGGGCAAAAAAGGAAACAAAACUUCCAGAGGAAACGAGGCAAGCUCUGGAAGAAUGGCUGCCCAGGACUCUCUGGAGUGAGAUAAAUUGGCUCCUGGUUGGCUUCGGGCAGCAGAUCUGCUUGCCUGUCCAUCCACAUUGCAGCGAGUGCCUCAACAGAAACAUCUGCCCCGGAUCCAUGAACCACUGAGGAACAGCCCCUCCCCCGCCUCUUUGUCUGGGAGCUUCCGUUGUUCGGGAGAAGCUGUUUUCCGCCAGGCUGAGCCUUGGUGCCUGUCCCAGGAACUGCAGUGCCUCUUUGGGCAAGGAGGAGGUCUGGUGAUGAACAACCCCCAGGAGCUCUUCCUGUCCUCCAUCUGUCAGCGCAGGAGGCGGGACCGGGAUUUCACGCUGCCUCUCAAGUCUCCAUGAAAAGGCUGCUAUCCAAGAAGGACUGACUCUGCCCAGCAAGCACUUUUAAUAAAUAAAGUAUGUGGGAGGCUGACUCCAUUCAAGAGGGGUGUCUGGAAGGAGAAGGAAUGACUGCAUGGAUCUAGAGCAGGCAACCCAAGGACCUUCAAGGUGUUUGUUUAUAUUUAUAUUAUACUAAAUAUUUAUGGCUGGUUUCCUUGCUUAAGGAACAAAACCUCUCCAAAUGAAAUGAAAAUAAAUCAUCCUGUGGAAUGCUUGAAGCAGCAACAGCCACAGCACAAUACUGGAAAGGGACAAAUUGGGACAACAGGGACGGCCAGGCAGUCCUUUCAGGGAAGGGUGCCCAAAGCAGGCAAAAUUGGCGCAGCCCAGACCCCUGGAGGAGCCAGCCCGUUGCAGAACUGCAGCCCCCUGGGCUUCCAACCCUCCCCCUGGCCGAUGAUUAAUAGAAUCGGAGUUGGAAGGGACCCAAAAGGUCAUCAAGACAAACGCUCUGCAAACUGCAGGAUUCACUACACCAUCCCAGUAAAUGAUUAACAGAAUCAUAAGAGUUGGAAGGGUCACAAGAGGUCAUUGUAAUUGUGAGAGAUGCUGGGAACUGCCAAGUCGGCAUCUUGCCCCAAAAGCCAACUCAAGCAGGCAACAAAGCUUAAGGGUGUGAUAGCAGUUAAGAGAUCAGCAUGCUUGGGUUUGCUCUGCUCUUGAAUGGGGGUGACGCAACUCUACAAGCAAGGGGGUCUUAUGGUUGAACGAGGAUCAGAGGGCCUCUGUUCAAAGCCAGGGCCAUGGAGAAUUGCUAGGUGUCCUGGCCAGUCUCAUCCAGCCCAACUCAACAUGGAGAUUGGAGGAAGGGGAAGUGCCCCAACAGCUGAAGCAGAGGGGAUGUGGGUCCUAACAGAAGGAACCCAGCAGAAUCCCACUGAGGUGGCUGCAGGUUGCAGAGGUUGGGUUUCUCCGUCUCAUACUAGGGAAACUCAUCUUCUAACCUGCCUGGAAGUUGCAUUUCAAAUGCUCCUCGCUUGGUGCCAGCAAAGGCCUUCUCCAACUCAGUCAUCUGGUCAGAUGUGUAGCCUCGGAAGCUCUCACCAAGGUGGCUCAGGCUUGCAAGCAGCCACGCCCGUUCUUCUCAGGAGAAGCUGCUGGGUGUUGAAGUCUGAUUUCAGAGGAAAAGGGCUGGGCACGAGGCCGUGUCUCAGUGGGGGAUGCAGGGAGGCUUUGAUGCAGUCACACCCUACACCAAUAGAUGAAUGGACAUAACAGGAUCCUAAAUAUGAAUUGGGAUGGCUAAAUUUUCACAUUUUAAAACAAGCAAAAUGGUCUGUUGUUACUUCCCAGCAGAGAAGGGGUACCGUUGGUCUUUGAGCGGCAAGGUUGGCCGAUUACUCUUCCCACACAAAAAGGUAAAUCUGGACCCAAACUAAGUUUUGUUUGAUAUCAUUUACAUUAGUUCAUUAGCAACGAAUACAAGUGAUACUGUUUAUUUAAACAUUUUAUUGUGCUACAUUAAAAACUUACAACAUUAGCCUCUGAGGGUGGCCGCAAAGAUGUUCAUGGGGUGGGGUCAAGACGCAAUUAAAGCUCUUUACCUGUGCCGUGUAUGCAACACAAAAGGGGGCGGGGCUUCGAUCCCACAGUGGCAGCUGCCAUCUUGUCAGACUGACAUCAGACAAGAUGUCAGGGAAAGGAGCAGACAAAGGAGGACGUUUGUGAUGCUGUGAAUCUUGAGCUUUGUUGAAAAAUGUGUUUGCAAGGCAAGUUCAGGAAGGGACAAAAAUAGAAAACAAUACAGACACGAACACAACAAAACUUGCUGUCCAUGAGGAAACAGUUUUAUUAUUGACAUUGUAAUAUACUUUUUAAAAUACAAUGCAGUUAAAAGAG
This is a messenger RNA of Crotalus tigris (Tiger rattlesnake), 3022 nucleotides long. It is a transcript of the gene NTHL1, whose product is annotated as nth like DNA glycosylase 1. Gene Ontology annotation, molecular function: oxidized pyrimidine nucleobase lesion DNA N-glycosylase activity; DNA-(apurinic or apyrimidinic site) endonuclease activity; DNA binding. Lineage: Eukaryota; Metazoa; Chordata; Lepidosauria; Squamata; Viperidae. Gene Ontology annotation, biological process: base-excision repair, AP site formation; nucleotide-excision repair; base-excision repair. Gene Ontology annotation, cellular component: nucleus. The transcript is spliced from 6 exons. The coding region runs from base 72 to 920 and encodes 282 amino acids. The record is from RefSeq and is a predicted model, not a curated record.